CAAAGAGUUGCGGGGGCGGGGGACCAGACUAAUGGCUGCUGCUGCCAUCCUAUCACUCAACAAAUUGGGCUUUAUACCAAAUGUCCCUAGAUGUGGCCGUGCGUUAAUCAAUCGCCAGUUUUCAAAGAAAACGCAAUAUUUGGAGUGGAAAGAGAAUCUAAAAUAUGCCGUAGAAAAUCAUCACGAACUGUAUCUGCGACCCAUGAGGAUAGUAAAUUCGGGCCUUGGAACAAGUUUUUCCAGAGCCCCCAUACAGCACAGAAGAUUAAAACUUGCCGAUAAUGAUUCAAUUUUACAAACAAAGUUUUCCUCAGUUUUCAGUAGAGGAUUUGAAGAUUUAAAGGGUUAUUUAUGCAACGAUGUCGUGGAGAAUGCUCUGUGGCCGCUCUCUGCAUUGUCCGCGUAUUUGACAGAAUUGCGCAAACAGGAAGAGACCUUGAAAGGAGGACUCAAUAAGUAUGCAAAAAAUGGUAUUCCUGAAAUAUAUGUUGCAACUCUUCUGACCAAUCAUCUCCUCUCCUGUCUGGUGUAUGGAAAUCAGUACUUGAUUAGUAAUGGUUAUAGGAAAAAACCACCACUCUGUCCUUGCAGUAACAAUGACUGUGGAAAAUACAUCACAUAUGGACAAACAGGUGUUGUGUUGCUAACGCUGAAGAUACCGCCAACCAAUCAAAUUACAGGAAAUCGAAACUGGCGGCAAAAUGUCAUGCAGAUAAAUGGUAUGGCCGCCCAGAUGUGGUAGUGAUUCCAAAAGCAAAUAAUAAUGGCUAUAUGGUUCCGCUUUGGUAUAUCAAUGAGCUAGAAAAUGAAGAGGAUGAAGAGGAUGAGGUGAAAGAUAUUCAUCCUCUGGAAAUCAAAGUUCAAUCCAAAUUUAAACACUUUUCCUCACAAGUUUUGUCUCAAGCUAUCAUUUUUGCAUUUUACCAGUCAAAUGUCAUGAAAAAGAGAGGAUUUAUUCCAUGGACAACAUUAGUGCCGUCUCUUGUCCUAACACCUAGUCAUUAUUACAUUAUCAUGUAUGAUUACAAGAAUGAUAUUCUCUUAAGCAGUGGACAUCAGGAUUCUUUCCUGUGGGAUGAUACUGAGGACUGUAGGCUCAAUUUAUCUGCAAUUCUUCAUAUUUGGAUGGUUCUGAAUUACAAAGACUUUGUUCCUACAUUAGGACCAGAGGCAAUACAUCAUUUUGCAAGGAGUUCAAAUAUUCACAAUAUUUUAGAAAGUCAAAAUCUUUUAGAGGAAACUGAGAAAAUUUCACGCAAAAAUUCUUUCGUAACCAUUAAUACAAAUGAUGAUGAUAAAUAUGUCUGUGUUAAAGACAUUAAAGAUUAUAUAAAAGAUCCAUGUAAAGGAAAAUGGUAUUGAUAUUCAAACCAAACCAUUGUUUUAAUUUUAAAUUUUCAUGUUGUCAGCCCCCCCUUUUCAAUUUUUAGCCUGAUGGAAGUCAAACCAGUAUUGUACUUGUAUUGCCCUUUAUUUGAGGUUUACAAGAAUUAUGUAUUUUAGUACUGCAAUGCAUAAAGUAAACAUUGACUUGUCAUUAGCAAUAAUAUAAUACAAUAGAAAAAAUUAUGUACAGAUGGACCAAGUACAAUUCUAUUGUUGUAGAAGAUUGUGUAUGCAGAACAGGAGCCAUGUUGAAGAACAUCUGCUUGAGCUCUCAAUUUGUUUUUAGAAGUCACUGUUUUAUUUCAGUUUACACCUGUGAAGCCUGAAACACAGGACUAAUACUAUCAAAAUCACUUAUGGGGCUCAAAUUAUAUUUGUACAUCAUGCUAACCAAUUUCAACUGUUGAGCAAUCAAUCUAGUGAUGUUCUAUUAAAACAAUAAAUUCUUAAAAGAGA
Ostrea edulis (European flat oyster) is the source of this 1842-nucleotide messenger RNA. RefSeq lists its product as uncharacterized. The record is from RefSeq and is a predicted model, not a curated record. NCBI's taxonomy places the organism in Eukaryota, Metazoa, Mollusca, Bivalvia, Ostreida, Ostreidae. The transcript is spliced from 4 exons. Bases 32 to 742 code for a protein of 236 amino acids.